AUGUCUUCCGUGAAAGCAUCGGGGUUGGAAAUGCAGGAUACGGAGCUCCAAUAUUUGGAUAGAGAGGGGGCUCCUGACCAAAAGGCUGGAACGACGUUGGGAACGGUUAUUGAUGACCAUGAUAUGCAACGGAUGGGCAAAGCCCAGGAGCUCAAGAGAAAUUUGCGACCUGUCGCUGCUUUGAGUUUUGCGUCUGUUUUGCAAGCCACGUGGGAAUUCAUUUUAAUGUCAGUAUUCUCUGUCGCCGUGCAGAACAGUCAUCUAACAGAUUCCAGCUCUAAUUAUGAAGGUUUGUACAAUGGAGGCUUGCCGGGUUUGUUCUAUUCCUAUGUAUGGACAUUUGUCGGAUUCGGAUUCAUUAUCGCCUCGAUCUCGGAAAUGGCGUCUAUGGCACCCACAUCGGGUGGUCAGUACCAUUGGGUGUCCGAGUGGUCUUCGCCCCGGUAUCAGAAAUUCCUCAGUUAUAUCACAGGCUGGAUGUCAGUUCUAGCUUGGCAGGCUGGAGCAGCAUCUGGUUCGUUUCUCACGGGUACUAUCAUCCAGGGACUGAUCAGCGUCCGAGACCCGGACUAUGAGCCCCAGAACUGGCAGGGUACCCUAUUCGUUUUUGCCAUGGUCUUGGUGAUUUAUAUUUUCAAUGUCUAUGCAUCAGACAUUAUGCCCAUUCUGAACAACCUGUUGAUGAUUCUUCACGUCUUAUCAUGGGCAGUCAUCCUGAUCGUUCUCUGGGCUAUGGCCCCUCGCCGAUCUGCCGAAGCAGUUUUCCUUACCGAAUGGAAGAAUCUCGGAGGCUGGUCUUCAAUGGGACUGAGUGUGAUGAUUGGACAAAUUUCGGCCAUCUAUGGUUCCCUGAGCUCGGACGCAGCAGCGCAUAUGUCUGAAGAAGUGAAAGAUGCAGCUCUAAAUGUCCCCACUGCCAUUGCUUGGGGUUACUUCAGCAACGGGAUCAUGGCCAUUAUAUUGAUCGUCACAUAUUUAUUCGCCACACCUUCAGUGGAAGACUCCCUCAAUGACCCCACAGGAUUCCCAUUUCUCUAUGUUUUCAAACAAGCGACCUCGGUGGCAGGUGUGAAUGGCCUGACGGCGAUCAUUCUUCUUCCCGUGAUCUUCAGCAACAUUUUCUUCAAUGCCUCUACCUCCCGGCAGACCUUCGCCUUCGCCCGAGACAACGGUCUUCCAUUCGCGAAAUGGAUCAGCAAAGUCGACCCCCGUCGUCAAAUUCCCGUGAAUGCAAUCGGGCUCUCAUGCAUCAUCAGCUGCGCCCUUUCCCUGAUCAACAUCGGGUCCGAGACGGCAUUCAACGCUAUCAUUUCCCUCAAUGUCGCUGCUCUGAUGUACACCUACAUCAUCUCGAUCACCUGCGUGAUCUAUCGCAAAAUCUGGCAUCCCGAUACCCUUCCACCUCGGCGGUGGGAUAUGGGCCGGUGGGGACUGGCCGUCAACAUCAUUGCACUCCUGUACAGCUGGUUCGCGCUCUUUUGGGCUCUAUGGCCUGGAGACAGGGAAGUCACACGAGAAAACUUCAACUGGAGCGUGGUUAUCUUUGCUGGUGUUUUUAUAAUCAGCAUCGGUAUGUAUUUUGUGAAAGGAAGGAGGGAGUACGUUGGUCCUUCGGCCAUUGUUCAGAAUGAUGAAAGUCGGUGA
Messenger RNA from Penicillium salamii, 1644 nucleotides. Lineage: Eukaryota; Fungi; Ascomycota; Eurotiomycetes; Eurotiales; Aspergillaceae. The record is from the annotation of a GenBank genome assembly.